Malus domestica (apple) is the source of this 615-nucleotide messenger RNA. RefSeq lists its product as uncharacterized. The record is from RefSeq and is a predicted model, not a curated record. NCBI's taxonomy places the organism in Eukaryota, Viridiplantae, Streptophyta, Magnoliopsida, Rosales, Rosaceae.
UUGCCCCAGACUCCCGCAGCCUCCUCCUUUUCAUCUCUAUCUUCUCCGUCGGCCCCUAAAUAUUUCUAUCAAAUUUCGAUCCGUUCGAGUCGCUUCACUCUCCUUCCGUCGUUUUUCACUCUCGAUCCACCCCUGCAUUACUUUUCCGGCCGUUUUGCAGAAUGUCAGAAACACCCUUCCGACCACGUGAGCAGCUCUAUGAGAAGCAAAAGAUUUUCCAAAGCAUCCACAAACACACAUACCUGAAGGGACCAUAUGAUAAGAUUACGUCUGUUGCCAUUCCAGCUGCUUUAGCUGCUACUUCAUUGUUCCUUAUUGGACGAGGGAUCUACAACAUGUCACAUGGGAUUGGAAAGAAGGAAUGACGCAGCAUAGGAAUGACCGUUGGCUGGCAGACAAAGUCUGAAGAUUUAUGUGCUCCCAGUCUCUGGUAGUGUUGAAUUUUUUCUGUUUGCGGCCUCUAAUAAUUGCUUAGUAGCAGAUUCUGUACUUCCAUUGAAAGGGGGAGAUUUUACUUUUGAAAUUUCUGCUAAUGGGGUUUCCUGUUUGAUAAAAAUUGCACUCGUUUAAUAUACUUAAGACUUCAGUCAUUUGUAUUAGACGUCUUUCUCUCAA